UUUCUCGGUUUCGCGCGUCGUCGUACGGGAUAUCUGGCCGUCGUUGACGUCGACGUGCCUCUGACCGCUCGCCGUCCGCGCGUGUGGCGUGUCCGCGAUACUCCUCGCGUCACGCGGCGUAAUCGCGCCGGAGGAUUUUCGGGGAUCCCAUCGGGGCGCGUCGUGUGCUGCGGGGACAGCGGGGCGUACCGAGAAUGCGCGCAGGAGAGAUUCGAGUGACCACGGUCGAAAGAAUGGAGGCCAUGGAUGUGGACGGAGAUUCGGUGGUGGAUCUGAGCAUCAGCGGUGGUAGGCGUAAUUCCCCGUCUCUUUCUGUGAAUUCUGGUGAUAUCCCGUUGGACUUGGGGGUUCACUAUUCCUCCGGCUCCAAUUUGGAGAACAGUAUGCCAGAGGCACGUAAUAUACAGAACGCAGCCCGUGGUAUCUUGGCUCCUAAACGGUCACAUGGGGACGAACGUAAGCCACGUCGUAAUCUUAGACCUAGAAUCGAAAGAAGUUACGCCGAGAGUCCUGAUGAGCCUAGGAUGAAUGGAUAUCUAAAUGGAAAUGCUUCAGACAGCGAUGAAGGUGACAUGCCUCCGUUGGUGCCAAUCAAGGAACUGUCAUCCGAUGAGUUGGCUGAACGCGAAAGACUGCUAAGAAAAUAUAGAGAAGAGCUUAAAUCCGAGGAAAUGAAACUAGUGCUUUUGAAGAAAUUGCGUCAGUCUCAACAACUGAAAGAGAACAUUGCGACAGCACCUAAAGUGCUCAACAAAUUACCACCGCCAGUAACGGCGCAGCAGGUGCCUCAUAGAGCUGGGAAAGCACCUCCGCCUUUACUUAAGGGUCAGCCUGCACCGAGCAGAAGUAGUAGUUUACAUGCUCCACCACCUGGGAUGGUACUGCCUCCUAACGCUGGUCGAAAUGCUAUUCCAAGUACAGGCGGGAUGCCUCCUAACAUGGUGAUACCACAACCACCUCAUCCUAGAGGAAGACCACCCAGUGUAGCGGCGGCGAGUGUCUCAAGUUAUCAUGCGCCAACGGAUAGAACGGAGAGGUCUACAAAGGAUCCAACACCGGCUCCAGCGCAUCAACUGCUUGCUGGAUCGCAAGAAAAUAAAACCACCGCAUCCUUAAGCACACCUGUGAAUUCGGAACAGGAGAGAACAUCACGAGACGAGACACCUGCUCAACGUCAAGCAGCUGCCAAAAUGGCUCUAAGGAAGCAGCUCGAAAAAACAUUAUUACAAAUACCACCGCCAAAACCGCCACCGCCAGAGAUGCACUUUGUGCCGAAUCCCUCCAAUACGGAAUUCAUAUAUCUGGUUGGUUUGGAACACGUGGUCGAUUUUAUAACGAAAGAACCGGCAAUACCGCCACCUCCUGAGCCAUUCGAAUGCUCACAAUGCAAAACAGAUUUCACGCCCGUAUGGAAAUGGGAAAAACCUAUGCCUGGUGGUAAAAAGGACAGUCCUAGGGGGCAGCAUGCGACUUUCCAACGUCCAUCAGCAGGUCGCGAUCCUAGAGUCAUAUGUGAGCAUUGUGUGACAACUAAUGUGAAGAAAGCGUUGAAAGCAGAGCACACUAAUCGAUUAAAAACUGCUUUCGUAAAAGCGCUACAACAAGAGCAGGAGAUAGAGCAAAGGUUAGCACAAGCUGCGUGUCCGAGUCCAGAUCCUCCAGCUCCGAAACCAGUUCAUCCGCCAGCACCUACGUUGACGCCAACGCCUCCCGCGCCGAAACUGCAAGAGCAUCCCUUGGUGAAACUGGCCGAGAGCGGAAAGUUCAGUCCACAUCAUGCAGCUGCUGCGGCAGCCUUGCAGCAACAAUUGCUCAGAGAAUUGGCUAAGAAUCCAGUACCGGGUAUACCACCGCAUCAACCUCUUCCUGCUCACAUGAUGCCGCAUUUUACCUCGAUACUGUAUCCCUACCAAUUAGCAAUGGCUGCCGGCGGCAAAGGCCUCGUAGAGUUACAACGACAAGCAGCGGAUCUUCAACGUCAAUAUCUGCUCGACAUGAUUCCGUCGCAGACGUCUCAAGCGCAAAGCAAUCAAGCACCACCAAGAGCCCAUCCACAUAACUGGAAAACGUAACCGGACGCAUUUAAAGGAUGAUGUAACAGUAAAUACGAAUAAACAGUGAAAACGUGUGUAACGAAAGAAAUGGAGAAAAGCUAGGGAGAAUCUAGUAAAGUGUGCAGUCGUAAUUCUGUACGCCUGAAUUACACUAUGCCAACAUAAGUGUCUCAGUUAAGGUGAAGCUCAACUUGAAGUACAUCGGAAAAAUGACAUUCGUUAGUAUUGUAUAAAGAAUAAUCGUUGUGAAUAUGUCAAUUGACGUGUACGUUUAUGACUUUAUCGUUAUCUAAGGGGUAAAGGUUUUAUUUCCGUCACUGAAAUACACACUCAACGUACGUAUGAGUUGGGAUACAGAAUCGCGUUGUAAGUAAUUCAUUGUUUAGUGGAGACCAACUAAACUCUCCCGAAUUGGAAAUGUUCAUUUCCUUUUUUCUAAUCUUUCCUCGUACACAUAUGCGUUAUCAUUUUGUUAACGUUGUCUAUUGAACAACUGAUAUAUAAACAUAAUAAUUAAUUUAAGUGUAUCGACAAGCAUAUUAUAACAUUGAAUGCAAUUGCUUGAAUUGUGAACACCGAGUUGUCUAACUAAGCGCAAGUGAACGAUCAUUUUGCUUUUAUACUACUAUUUGUUUCUUUGUAUCACACAUAUAUCCUAUCUCUUUUUGUUAUAUACAAAAUGAUGAUAUGAAUUUUAUUAGCAAAGUUAUAUAUUACCGAACCUAUUUGUGCAAGAUAAUAUAUUUCUUCUCUUUGUUUAUGAGAAAUAUUUAGCAUAAUAAAAAGCAAAAUAAAAAUGCUCGCUCGCUUGCAUGAUAAAGUCACAAAUUAGACAACUCUGUUAUACAAUAUAAUAUAAAGAACCAAAUAGACAUUUACACAAGGCACUAAAUAAAUCAAUAAUAAGUGUAAAAUGACUGCAAAAUCGGAUUAUUAACAAUAAUAGGGAUAAUCGCGAGAGGAAAGGCACGAAUGUAAGACGAGGUAACGAAUGUUGAUGGAAAGGAUCUUUUUAGGCCCUUAGAUAGUUAAUACGAUUUUUGCCGUUGAUUUGCCAAGUUUUGCAAUCAUCGGCAGUACCUGUACUAUGUGUAUAUCUCAUUUUCUCCGAACUGUAUUUUUAAGGCAAGUUUAACGCAAGAUAGAGCAGUAGCUACAUACGAGAAAAAAGAAAAAAAUGACCUUUGUAAGAAAGCGCGUAUGAGUGUGAUGUUAAGCCAGCACAUGUGAGAUGUAUAGCAAUCUUUUUCUCUCUCGAUAUACGAAGUAUGCAUCAGCGAGUUUCUAAUGAAGAGCGACACGUGUGUUAUUCGCGCACAGAUAUGAUUUUCUUGUGCGACGUUAAGUCGUACGUUAAGUCGGGCUCGCAGAAUACUCGGGCGAUGUAUACACGACUUAACUGGGACUGUUCUUGUACGUUAAAAACGAGACUCAAACGAAUCUUCAAUGGUAAUCGGGAUUCGAGUUAACGCAGCGCGAUUAAUUUUCAUGUCACAUUCAAUGUAAAAGUAUUUAAAGAAACUUACUAGAGGAGAUACGUAAUCGAGAUUUUUGCGAAUUGUUACAACACGGCGACCGCCGGAUUUUUACGACAUCCUCUACGAGAGUCUGCACUUGAACGAGUUAAAAAGUAUCCGGCACUUGUCCCCAAUAUUACCAGUCCUUCCUCCACCCCGUUCCUCCUCCACUAAUAGUCUGAUUUAAUUAAUUCUGGGCUAACCGAUCUUGGUCUCAUACAUUUCCGAAUCAAUUAAAUAUAUAGUACUAUAGUCUUGAUAUUUCUCGGUAUAUGAUACAACUUAAUAAACUAAAAUAGCGCAUAAUCAUCUCUCUUUGUACUACGUGAUAGAUUUUGAACUCGUACUUGAUAUACAUGUACACCAUAAUAAGUCUACGAUCGCAUAAUAGAUCAAGAUCUGUGUUUUUUGUGUAAGAAAAAAACGUAAUAAUAUGUCGUCAACUAAUUACCGUCAUCGGGGCACUACCGUCGUCGUCGUUGUCGUCGUUAUUCUAAGAUGAGAUCCGAGAGCGAAAUAGAAUGACAACGUGAAGGAGGAGAGAUUCUUAAAAGCUUGAACGUACUUCCCCGAGAAAAUAGCAAUAUUUUAUAUAAU
This is a messenger RNA of Trachymyrmex cornetzi, 4168 nucleotides long. RefSeq names its product transcriptional repressor p66-beta simjang (gene simj). Gene Ontology annotation, cellular component: NuRD complex. Gene Ontology annotation, biological process: negative regulation of transcription by RNA polymerase II. Lineage: Eukaryota; Metazoa; Arthropoda; Insecta; Hymenoptera; Formicidae. The record is from RefSeq and is a predicted model, not a curated record.